CGUCAGUCCCACCCGGGAUCACUAAAGUCAUGUUUUACAACUUCAUACAGCGUCGCAUAGUUUAAUCUUCUAGAACAUAUUAUUCUAUAGUUUGUGGAAUGUUGAUUACCGCUGUUGUGCGCGCUCGCGCGUGCGUCACUGUGUACAUACAGUAGUUGACCUCUUCCUGGUUCGGUGCUGUUGUCAUCCGUCUUCACUUUGAGUCGUUUCUGUUUUCAUUUGUUCACUUUUACUUCCCCAAAGGAGCUAAACGGAGCCGUGAUGCUCAGAAACGAACAGCUGGAAGGUUAAACCACUAGUUAGUUUGUUAACUAGCAGUGACUCGUGGUUAGCUGACGGCUAGCUGUAGCAGCCCUGCCAUUAACAGGCAUGUGGGCGUCCUGCUGUAACUGGUUGUGUAUGGACUCGAGUGACGGUGAACAGGCCAGUGAAGGUGAUAGACAUCAGUCCUACACGAACUCUGCAUUCAGUAGUCAUCCAUCUCCUUCUCCACCUGAGCACAGCUGUAAGGCCUGUGGGGGACCCUUCGACACACCUGCUAAGAAGCACGUGUGUGUCGACUGUCAGAAGAACUACUGCAGCCGUUGCUCUGCCCAACAGGAGCCCCGCCCCCGCCUAUGUCACACCUGUCAGCGUUUCUAUGGCUACCUGCUCGAGCGGGAGGGGCUUAUGAAGCUAAAAGUGAAGGAGCUCAGGGACUACCUGCACCUGCAUGAGGUCUCCACACACCUGUGCAGAGAGAAGGAGGAGCUGGUGGAGCUGGUCCUGGGUCAGCAGUCUUCACCGUCCAGCGACUCCACCACCUCUGAGACUCUGACAUCCGAGCCCCCCUCUGUGACUGCUGAUCCACCUGACCUAACCCCUCACGUCUCCACUUUGACCCCAGACAUCACCACGCUCACCUCGAUCCUGAACCAUGAUCCCACUGCUGCACAGCCCGAAGGCCACACCCCGCCCACAGAGACCGCCCCUACUGAGUUGGAGGUUCAGGAUGAAGACCAGACCUGGGACACAGAGGAGGCCACGGAGGAGGUUCUGAUUUCAGGUCGCAGGGCCUCUCUGUCCGACCUGAGCUGCCUGGAUGACAUCGAGGCGCUGAGUGUCCGACAGCUGAAGGAAAUCCUUGCCAGGAACUUUGUCAACUACAAAGGCUGCUGUGAGAAGUGGGAGCUGAUGGAGAGAGUGACUCGUCUGUACCAGGACCAGCAGAUCCUGCUGGCUGCCAACACAGUGAACGCUUCAGAGGCCAGUGGUGGCGGUGCAGGUCCGGAGGAGAACCUCUGUAAGAUCUGCAUGGACUGUCCCAUCGACUGCGUCCUGCUGGAGUGUGGUCACAUGGUCACCUGCUCCAAGUGCGGUAAGAGGAUGAGUGAGUGUCCCAUCUGCCGCCAGUACGUCAUCCGAGCCGUCCAUGUCUUCAGGUCCUGAACACACCAACCGCGACCUCAGUCCAGGACUGAUCGUCUUGAAGCAAUAAACUGCAAACAAAUCUUCCUCAAGAGGAUGCUCCACAGAGACAGAAUGCUUUUACCUCUUUUGUUCUAGUGUAAAUAAUACAUGUGGUAUGACCAUGUCUAAGAAUGUAUGAAGUGACCUUAUCUGACCAUGACACUGCAGAGCUGCUGUUUGGACACCAACACUGAACCUACAGACUGACUCUACAGAUCACAUCUCUGAACCCUUUAACUCACCAAUCGAGAAUCCUCUGUGCCUUUGUCAGCUUGUCACUGCCUCCAUCAGUCCUGCUCGCUGUGAAAGGUAGAGUGAAGGUAAAACCAGGACUGAGGUCACAUCGCCUUACCAAGAACUCAGACUGUGUACUGCCUGCUGUGAGUUUACAUUGUACACAUAACUAAAGGUAGCCCUCCAUGGUAUCGGGACCAGCAGCGGCCAACCCGAGAUGGUCUGGAAGCUGAAAGCUCCUCUACUCUGAUGUCAGCCUUAUUGUUGACUCAUCCAUUUAAAACCUUUAAUCACAGGUUGAAGAAGCACAUUAGUGUGGUUGUAGGUAACUUUACAUGAUCACUUCAUUACCAAGUGUAACACAUUUAGUUUGAGGUUUAAGGAUGUAUUUUCGCUGCCAUUCCAGUAGAUGCAGUUCUCCAUCCAUUUCUGCUGUGCACUGGUUCCAACUGUUUUGUCUUGUGACCAUUUACAACAAAGCUGUGUCCUUUUGCGGCCUGUGAACAGUUCACAUAGGUUCACAGUUGUGACCGAUUCUGCCAAAGAGUGAUUCUUUUAUUUGGCCUCAAGAUAAAAUUGUUCAGCAAUUCUUAAGGAAAAACAGGAAGAUUAGAAAAGAACCUGAAAAAAGAGGCAGAUGCUAUUUUUCCUCGUUCACACACUUUAAAUUCUCUGGAUUUCCAGAUGUAAUGAUUGGAUUUUUUCAGCAGAUUCCUGGAAAUAAUACUGCCAUCUGGUGCUGAUUAGAGGGAACUGAGACAAGGUUCUGAGCGACUUAUUUAGGGUGUAUGUGGUUUUGUUUGAGCUUAUAAGUGCUAAGAAUGUUUUAGAAAAUGAAGAAGACCUGCUUGAUUUCUGAAGCUUAACUGCAGACUACCUGUCUGUCCUGGACCUCUGUCUUCUCACCUGCCUGGAAAAAAGAUGUAUCUAAAUGUUGUAUCUUUAAAUCUGUAUCAGGUUUAAUAGAAACAGAGACCCCAGAAUGCUUCCCUGAGGGACUCCACAUUAAUGAAGAUGUUUUCUUCAUCUUUACCAGCAGGCUUUCACUGUGUUUUGUUGAACAGAAGAUUUAGCUGUUAAACUUUUGGAUUUGAGGUUGACUUGUAAUUGAUUGCACUGAUUUAUUGAACUUCUUCAUUCAUGAUUUUUUUUUUUGUGAGAUGAGGAUUGAUAUUUAAAGGCUUACUGAUUUUGG
This is a messenger RNA of Monopterus albus (swamp eel), 2878 nucleotides long. It is a transcript of the gene rffl, whose product is annotated as ring finger and FYVE-like domain containing E3 ubiquitin protein ligase. Gene Ontology annotation, cellular component: plasma membrane; cytoplasm. Gene Ontology annotation, biological process: protein K48-linked ubiquitination; negative regulation of extrinsic apoptotic signaling pathway via death domain receptors; proteasome-mediated ubiquitin-dependent protein catabolic process. NCBI's taxonomy places the organism in Eukaryota, Metazoa, Chordata, Actinopteri, Synbranchiformes, Synbranchidae. Gene Ontology annotation, molecular function: ubiquitin protein ligase activity. The record is from RefSeq and is a predicted model, not a curated record. The coding region runs from base 370 to 1428 and encodes 352 amino acids. The transcript is spliced from 8 exons.